AGUGAGUGAGGUGCUAGUGAACGAGGAGUAGAAUUUUUUAAAAAGUUCCGUCAUGACUGAGUCAAAGCCCAGUGACAAACUUGGGGUAGAGUAUGUACCUUACAAUACACUAAAUACAGAAAAGAACAAAUUCGUCCAACUUAAGCCUCAAAACCAAGAGACUAAAUCGGACACACUUUUCUUGAUCAUGACAAUUCUUUCAGGUACAACGGCUGCCACUAUUACUGGAUCCCACAUGGUGUGGACGUCACCCGUUAUCCCAAAAAUUACCUCAAAUAUUUCUGAUGACAAUCCUUUGGGAAGAAUGGCAACAACCUACGAAAUAUCGAUGAUUGCUGGUUUUCCACCAUUAGCAUCCCUUGCAGGAUCUUUAUUUCUGGGACAAUUGGCAGAAGUAUUCGGAAGAAAAAGGUCUAUACUGAUCAUGGUUGCGGGAGAUAUUAUAGCAGUUGUUUGCUUGGCAUUUAGUACAAAUGUGUAUUGUAUAGUCGUAUUUCGAUGUGUAAUAUUUAUGUUUUUUAACGGAGUUAUAACUGUCAUACCUGUUUAUUUGACAGAAAUAUGCGAAGAUCACAACAGAGCUAGGUACGGUUGUUUGAUGGGUGGUAUGCUACCUUUAGGUAGCCUCUUCGGUUACGUAAUAGGGUCAUUUUUCACUAUCAGAGUAUUUACUUUAUUAACACUUAGUCCAUUAUUAUUCUUUAUUUUCUUUUGCGUAUGUGCGCCUGAGUCUCCAGUCUAUUCCCUAUCUAGGGGAAGAAGAGAAGAAUGUUUAAAAGCUCUAAGAAAGUUAAGAAGCAAUAAAAAUAACAAAGAAAUUGAGAGCGAUAUGUACCAAAUAGGGGAAGCUUUAAAACUUCGAGCAAAUUCUUCGUCUGGUAAUAUAUUUACCCUAUUCUCAACAAAAGAAAAGAGGUACGCAACGCUUUUAGCAUUCAUUCCCCCUAUGAUACAAGUUCUUUCAGGAGUUGCCGUUUUGGUCCAAUUUAUGGCACCUAUAUUUAUUGCAGCUGGCACAAAAUUUAACAGUAAUCAUUUGGCAAUAGUAGCUGGUUCUAUAAAGGUUAUUAGUUUUAUAAUUACUUCUUUUAUUGUCGAGAAAACUGGAAGAAGGCCUAUGCUUCUUAUCUCUACAAUAGGAUCUUCUAUACCACUUCUCAUCUUGGGUGGAUUUUUCUACCUCAAGCACCUCAAUUCCCCAAUAAUUGCUUCACUCCAGUGGCUACCUUUGACCAGCGUAGUGACUUUCAUGAUUUUUUACUCCCUAGGAAUUGGUCCAAUUCCAAUGGCCAUCAUGGGAGAACUUUUCACUCCAGAUGUUAGAGCCGCAGGUGUAUCAUUCAUUAUGACAGUAAUGGGCACAUGCCUUUUUUGCGCCACUACUAGUUUCCCAAUCAUUAACGAGUUUCUAGGCUUGCAUUGGUGUAUCUGGAUGUACAGCGUGUUUUGUCUACUGGGGGCAACAUUUAUCUAUUUUAUGAUCCCGGAAACUAAGGGGAAAUCAGUUGUAGAAAUACAAGAAUAUAUUAAAAGCUGUGUAAAUAAAUAAAUACUUAUU
Diabrotica balteata is the source of this 1558-nucleotide messenger RNA. Lineage: Eukaryota; Metazoa; Arthropoda; Insecta; Coleoptera; Chrysomelidae. The record is from the annotation of a GenBank genome assembly.